UUCCAUUGCCUCUUUGAUCCUUGUUUGGUUGCCCAGAAAAUUAAAAAGAAAAUAGAUGAAGCUUUGUUGUUGUUUGUGGAAGCAGAAAGAAUGAUGUCUUCCUUUGCGUGCUAAUAAACAUUCUUUUCUUUAAGUUUGGAACCAUGAGAUUCAAGAAAGGAACUAAAGUAGAAGUGUUGACCAAAUCAUCAGUUCCAUCUGGUGCUUGGCGAUCUGCUGAGAUUAUAACUGGUAAUGGGCAUUAUUACACUGUCAUGUAUGAUAGUGAAGGUACUACAGAGAGGGUACCGAGGAAGAGCAUGAGACCUGAGCCUCCUCCUCCUCCUUUUCAAGUUCUACAUUCUUGGGCUCCUGGUGACCUUGUUGAGGUUUUAGAGAGUUGUUCCUGGAAGAUUGCAAUCGUUUCCAACGUUUUGGAGAAUGAUUGUGUUUUGGUUAGGUUACUUGGUUCCUCGUUGACUCUCAGGGCAAACAAAUCCGACAUUCGAGUUAGACAAUCUUGGCAAGACAACGAGUGGAUCAUGGUCGGGCAGGGUACAUCGAGAUUAAGUGCACAGACUUCGACAGGAAAGUUACGGAGAAAGCUGAAUCUGAAGUGUGUUUCAUCUGAGAAGCUCAAUGAGUCUCACGUAAAAGGUCCAAAGAAAAGGACAUACACUUUGGUUGAACCACACAAUCAAACUAGACAAGUUGAAGGAAAAAAAGAAGAAGACAGAGAGAGUGUUGCGUCUUCUGUUGGUAGUUGUAACAUGGACACCUAUGGUUUAACUACUGUCUCUUUCCAUCGUCCCAUAGAAACUGGUGACUCUAGUGACACAGAGUCAUCAUCCUCUUAUGGCCACCAAAGCAUCAAGAUCGAGAAUAAGUUGGAUGUUCACAGGCAAGAGCUGGAUGCAUACCGAUUCAGCAUUGGGAGACUGCACGCAUCAUCAGGACCCAACAUAACAUGGGAACAAGAAACCUGGAUCACAAAUCUCCGUCUGAGGUUGAACAUCUCCAAUGAGGAACAUCUGAUGCAGAUAAGAAACCUCAUCUCUGAUGAUAACAGUACAUCAUACAGAUAGCAAGAGCAUCAUUGCCAACUACAACUUGUGUUACAUAGAAUAAAAAGUUGAGCCUAGGUUGUAUUUGAACAUGUUUAUUUUUCUCCUUAUGGUUACUUGAGAGAGACCUUCAAAGUAUAUAUUAUAUGAUUGAUUCCUGCAA
This is a messenger RNA of Raphanus sativus (radish), 1206 nucleotides long. RefSeq lists its product as uncharacterized. The coding region runs from base 144 to 1064 and encodes 306 amino acids. The record is from RefSeq and is a predicted model, not a curated record. Lineage: Eukaryota; Viridiplantae; Streptophyta; Magnoliopsida; Brassicales; Brassicaceae. The transcript has 3 exons.